GAAGGCGGGAUACAUCCGGGACGAGUCCAAUUUCUCUUGACGAAUAGAACAUUAAAUGACUGGCCAAUGGCCGUACGAUAUAUUACUCUUGAAAUGUGCCUUUCUUUUUAUUGCUUUUGUACUGUUUUGUUUGGAAAGAAGGGAGUAUUCAUGCCCUUUUUCUUCAUUAUUGUACCUUUCCCAAUUUGUUGCCCGUCGUUUGUGAGCUCUUUUUAGACUGCCAUGUUAGGACCAGCGCGGCGGUGCUGACGCAGCGAUGACGUCAUGACGUCAACUCUGCGUGCCCUCCCUGCUUGCAAGUUCGCAGUCAUUUCGCCGCACAGUGUCAGUUGGUCCUCCUCUCCUCCCAGCAUCACUGCGGCUAUGGCGGAACCCUCAGCACCGGAUUCGACGGUAACCUCCCCGGUCAAUGUCCCGGCCCUGUCUCCCGCGCUCAGUCCGGGCUCGGAGCCCGCAUCCAUGGCCCUGUCCCCGGCCACGGACGGCUCCCAGCGGCUGCUCUUCUCCCACGACUUGGUCUCCGGCAGGUACCGAGGCUCCGUCCGCUUCGGCCUGGUGCGGAUGAUCCACGGCGAGGAGGACUUUACCUCGGACUCGGACCUUGACGACGGCGGAGGGAGAGGCGGAGGCGGAGGCGGACGUGUCCCGGUAGGCUCGGACACAGACAGCGCAGUGGGCAGUCGGCCUCUGGGUCGUGGCGUGGUCCGUGUCCAGUGGUACCCUGAUGGCGGCACUCAAGACAUGAAGGAAACAAAGCUGAAACUUGAAGACCGAUCCAUCGUGAUUCGAGAUAUUGUUCGGCGGAAUAAUUGGAACGACAACCAGUGUGGCAUCGUGACCGACACUGACAUCCAGUGUGCCGUGAAGCUGGUGGGGACAAACUGUGUCUUGUAUCCUGUCAAUAGCAAAGAGCUGCAGCACAUCUGGUCCUUCAUGUACGGCGACUACAUAGCCUACGACUUCUGGCUGGGGAAAGUGUACGACCUGACCAAUCACAUCAUCCUCAAGCUCUCCAAUGGAGCCAGGUGUUCCAUGAGCGUGGAGGAUGGCGCCAUGCUGUACGACGUCAGUCCUCAUAUCAGCGAUUCGGGUCUAUUCUUUGAUGAGGCGUACGGCUUCUACCCGGGCCAGGUCUUGAUAGGUCCUGCUAAAUUAUUCUCUAAUGUCCAGUGGCUGUCUGGUGUCAAACCUGUCCUUAGCAGGAAGUGCAAGUUCAGGGCGGUGGUGGAAGAGGUAAAGGUGGAGGAGCUGAAGGUGACGUGGAUCACUAAAAGCUACUCCCCAAAAGGCUCUGACAGCAUCUAUCCUCCCCCUGGCACCAUCACCCAGGAGAAUCUUUGCAGGGUAAGGCGCCUUGGCUACUACGACCACACCCAGAGGCAGCUUGGAGAGAGGGCACUUUACGUCUUCCCUGCCAAGGGGGACGCCACACGCAUCUCAUUUGAAGGGCCUGAAGGGGCCCAUGUCCUCUCGGAGGAUCCCGUGGUCAGAAAGUUGAAAAGAAUUUUAAAGAAGGAUUCCGGGAAGAAGACGGAGAAUAUUGAUGCACAAGGCGAGCACAAAUCGGAACAAACGGACUCCUGCCAUCACAACAGUAAUGGCCCUGUUGAACCCAACCUGACUGCCCCUGAACCCCAAAACACACAUGACGCCCCUGCAGAACUCUGGGAGCAGGACGCAGAUGACGAAGCAGCAGAAGACACUGAUGAUACCAGCUCUCUGACGUCGUCGGCCAGCUCCACAGCCUCCUCUCAAAGCGGAGGCCUGGGAAGCAACCGCAAAAAGAGCAUCCCGCUGUCAAUCCGCAACCUGAAGAGGAAGCACAAGAAGAAGAGGACCAAGUUCUCCCGCGAGUUCAAACCUGGAGACUGUGUGGCUGUGGAAGUGGUAUCUACCAAGACAACAGCUGAUGUGAUGUGGAAGGACGGGCAGGUGGAGAAGGGGAUCAGAUCCAACGACCUCAUCCCCAUCCAGCACCUUGACAGCCACGAGUUUUGUCCUGGUGACUUUGUUGUGGACAAACGACCCCAAGCCCUCCAGGACCCAGGGGUGUACGGCGUGAUCCAGUCUGGCGACCACAGGGGUAGAACGUGCAUCGUCAAGUGGAUUAAACUCAAUGCCACCAGUGAUGAUGUGGAGGUAAUUGGUGUGGAGGAAGACGUCAGCGUGUACGACAUAGCAGAUCACCCUGACUUCCAUUUCCGCACCACUGACAUUGUCAUUAGAAUAUGGAACUCUGAAGACGGAGAGAACGACUGUGGAAAUGAGACAUCAGUUGGCCAAGUGUCCAGGGUGGACGUCAACAGCAAAGUGGAAGUAGUGUGGGCAGACAACUCCAUGACCAUCGUCCUCCCACAGCAUCUCUAUGGCGUAGAGUCCGAGAUAGAGGAGACGGACUACGACUCUGUGGAGGAGACCAGCAGCGGCUUGUCCACCGAGGAGUGGGAGGAUGAGAGCGACAGCUGGGAGACGGACAACGGCCUCACCACGGAAGACGACAGCCACGUCAACAAUAUGGACGUCACGGAGACGGCCACCCCCGUCCCCCUCGACUCCUCGGUGUUCAUCAUACCUCCUCAAGAGGGCAGCAAAGUCAGCAGUCCCACCAAAGCAGUGGAGGACCAAGUAGCUGUGGCUAGUGCUACUUCUGGAGGAGGAAGUACUCCAGCAGGAGGCGUCAAUGGAGCUGAGAAGAGCAGCAAGGACUGUGCUUCUCGGGGCUUCAGGGAGUUAAAGGAGGCCCUGAAGAUCCUGGAGAGCCUGAAGAACAUGACCGUGGAGCAACUCUGGACCGGCGUCUCUCCCACGUCCCCUACCUCAAUCGAACCGGCUUUGGCGGCCAAGGCGGCGAGUUCGGCGCCGCCCUCGGCCCCCAAGAAGCCCACCAAGGAGCGCUUCCUGGACGACAUCAAGAAGCUCCAGGAGAACCUGAGAAAGACGCUGGAUAACGUGGCCAUCGUGGAGGAGGAGAAGAUGGAGGCCGUGGUGGAAGCAGGUGGGGGUGCAGGCGCAGGGCCGGAGGCGGAGCAAGGCGGCGAGGAGAAGCCCCGCCCUGAGCCUCAGACGCCGGUGGGUGGACAAGAGUGGCCCACUGAGUCUCUGAGUGACACACCUGUACUGUGCCAACAGAGUGGCGGCAAACCUGGCGUCACCUUUACCAGUGCCAAAGGGGAAGUGUUCUCUGUGCUGGAGUGGGCACCAGACACGCAUUCCUUUCACAAAAUGGAAUUUCAGCCAGCCGAGGCUAAGAAGUUCUUCAGUACUGUCAGGAAGGAAAUGGCUCUGCUGGCGACGUCGCUGCCUGACGGCAUCAUGGUCAAGACCUUCGAGGACCGCAUGGACCUGCUGUCAGCGUUGGUGAAAGGGCCGACUCGGACGCCGUACGAGGACGGCUUGUUCCUCUUCGACAUCCAGCUGCCCAACAUUUACCCGGCCGUGCCGCCUCUCUUCCGCUACCUGUCUCAGUGCAGCGGCCGCCUCAAUCCCAACCUCUACGACAACGGCAAGGUGUGCGUGAGUCUGCUGGGCACCUGGAUCGGCAAGGGCAAUGAAAGAUGGACCAGCAAGUCCAGUUUGCUCCAAGUCCUCAUCUCCAUACAAGGUCUGAUCCUGGUCAACGAGCCCUACUACAACGAGGCUGGCUUCGACAGCGACCGCGGCCUCCAGGAAGGCUACGAGAACAGCCGGUGCUACAACGAGAUGGCCCUGAUCAAAAUGGUCCAGUCCAUGACGCUGCUCCUGCAGCACCCGGUGGAGGUCUUCCAACAGGAGGUCCAGGAACAUUUUCUUUCCAACGGAUGGCGACUGGUCCACCGUCUGGAGGCGUGGCUGGAGCUGCACGAGGCCGCCGAGAGGAGUCACGCCGCGUCCUCCAGGGGUCACCAUGCUAAGGCAGAGCAGCUUCCUGUGGCCCACGGCAGCCCCAGGAAGGCUGGGGUCGGGGCGAGUAUCCUGGAGGAGGAGCUGGAGGAUUCAGGACUGAGCCCCUCCACCUCUCAGCAGGAGGCCAGCCACACCUCAGACAAGUCUAUAAGCGGGGACAACAAGGGCCACGCUGGCCAAUCUGUUUCCGCCGCCGCCGCCGGGGAUGCGGGGCCGGUGGUGCGACCGAAGAAACGGAGAAAGAGCUACCGCAGUUUCCUCCCGGAGGGCAGCGGCUACCCGGACAUCGGCUUCCCGCUCUUCCCGCUCUCUAAAGGCUUUGUGAAGAGCGUCCGCGGCGUGCUGCUGCAGUAUCGAGCUGCGCUGGUGGCCGCCGCCAUCCCCGAUUGCACUGAGGACAACACCUUUCCUCAGGAGCGCCACCUGAUCUCCUGUCUUUGUUCUCCUCCAGUGCCGCGCAUAGAGAAAAGGACCUAGUCCGCACUGGAGAAGGCCUCACCUGCAGCACACACAGGUAACCACACAGGUGUUCUCCUGACGGAGCAGAAAACAAACCGUGCCAUGAGUCCUGAUCCACCUCAUGAGGAGGCCAUGUUUUUAAAGCCGCUGCCACUUUGUAGCACUACUGACACCAUCCUGCACUUACCCUUUUUUCUAUGCUUUCUGCCAAAUCCCACACUCCAAAUGUACUGAAUGUUAUCAAACUGCCAACUGCUCCUCCAUUGCUUACACGCUGAAGCACGCAGCAAACACUGUGCCAACUGCACUUGCUUUGGACUUCAUUCACAAUCCUUAUGUGCGACCACAACACAUCUUUGUUACACUUCUGACUCACAAAGAAACACAAGCAAAAGUCGGCUAACAAUGGAGGUCAUGGCAGUCGCUCUAUUCUGCUGUAAAACUACAUAGACACUAAGUAUAUGUGUCAUGUACUGACAGGCACAUUCAUAAUAACAUUUACCUAUUUUGCUCAUUUGGCGUAUUCAUUUCAGACGCGUCACAUUUUCUUUUCGCUUCGUCAACAAACAAUGAGCGUCAUGUAGCGGUAUUGCUAAGUGCUAAACAAGAAAUACAAACCAAAUAAAAACGGUCACUUACUGUACAAUGUCUGCUCGCACUGAUGGGAUGUUUAUAUCUUCCCGUUUAGAUGAAGAAUUAAUCAUAAAUUAUCAUUAAAAAAAAUAAAAAUAAAAAUCUAGAAUUACCGUAUUUUUCGGAGUAUAAGUCGCACCUGCCGAAAAUGCACAAUAAAGAAGGAAAAAAACAUAUAAGUCACACUGGAGUAUAAGUCGCAUUGUUUGGGGAAAUGUAUUUGAUAAAAGCCAACACCAAGAAUAGACAUUUGAAAGGCAAUUUAAAAUGUCUAAAGAAUAGUGAACAACAGGCUGAAUAAGUGUACGUUAUAUGAGGCAUAAAUAACCAACUGCUAUGUUAACGUAACAUAUUAUGGUAAGAGUCAUUCAAAUAACUAUAACAUAUAGAACAUGCUAUACGUUUACCAAACAAUCUGUCACUCCUAAUCGCUAAAUCCCAUGAAAUCUUAUACGUCUAGUCUCUUACGUCAAUGAGAUCAAUAAUAUUAUUUCAUAUUUUACGCUAAUGUGUUCAUCAUUUCACACAUAAGUCGCUCCUGAGUAUAAGUCGCACCCCCGGCCAAACUAUGAAAAAAAACUGCGACUUAUAGUGCGAAAAAUACGGUACCUAUUUUGCUCAUUUGGCGUAUUCAUUUCAGACGCGUCACAUUUUCUUGUCCCUUCGACAACAAACACUGAGCGUCAUGUAGCGGUAUUGCUAAGUGCUAAACAAGAAAUACAAACAAAAUAAAACAGUCACUUACUGUACAAUGUCUGCUCGCACUGAUGGGAUGUUUAUAUCUUCCCGUUUAGAUGAAGAAUUAAUCAUAAAUUAUCAUUAAAAAAAAUAAGUGCCGGAAAGUCAAACUUGACCAGCUUCCUGCUUUAUGGCCACAACCUUCUUCUACACGAGUAAAAGGCAUGUUUUAUAAUCUAGAAUUACCGUAUUUUUCGGAGUAUAAGUCACACCUGCCGAAAAUGCAUAAUAAAGAAGGAAAAAAACAUAUAUAAGUCACAUUUUUUGGGGAAAUGUAUUUGAUAAAAGCCAACAGCAAGAAUAGACAUUUGACAGGCAAUUUAAAAUGUGUAAAGAAUAGUGAACAACAGGCUGAAUAAGUGUACGUUAUAUGAGGCAUAAAUAACCAACUGGUAUGUUAACGUAACAUAUUAUGGUAAGAGUCAUUCAAAUAACUAUAACAUAUAGAACAUGCUAUACGUUUACCAAACAAUCUGUCACUCCUAAUCGCUAAAUCCCAUGAAAUCUUAUACGUCUAGUCUCUUACGUGAAUGACAUCAAUAAUAUUAUUUGAUAUUUUACGCUAAUGUGUUCAUCAUUUCACACAUAAGUCGCUCCUGAGUAUAAGUCGCACUCCCGGCCAAACUAUGAAAAAAACUGCGACUUAUAGUGCGAAAAAUACGGUACCUAUUUUGCUCAUUUGGCGUAUUCAUUUCAGACGCGUCACAUUUUAUUUUCCUUUCGUCAACAAACACUGAGCGUCAUGUAGCGGUAUUGCGAAGUGCUAAACAAGAAAUACAAACAAAAUAAAACAGUCACUUACUGUACAAUGUCUGCUCGCACUGAUGGGAUGUUUAUAUCUUCCCGUUUAGAUGAAGAAUUAAUCAUAAAUUAUCAUUAAAAAAAAAAAAAAAAAAUCUAGAAUUACCGUAUUUUUCGGAGUAUAAGUCGCACCUGCCAAAAAUGCACAAUAAAGAAGGAAAAAACAUAUAUAAGUCGCACUGGAGUAUAAGUCGCAUUUUUGGGGGAAAUGUAUUUGAUAAAAGCCAACAGCAAGAAUAGACAUUUGAAAGGCAAUUUAAGAUAAAUAAAGAAUAGUGAACAACAGGCUGAAUAAGUGUACGUUAUAUGAGGCAUAAAUAACCAACUGCUAUGUUAACCUCACAUAUUAUGGUAAGAGUCAUUCAAAUAACUAUAACAUAUAGAACAUGCUAUACGUUUACCAAACAAUCUGUCACUCCUAAUCGCUAAAUCCCAUAAAAUCUUAUACGUCUAGUCUCUUACGUCAAUGACAUCAAUAAUAUUAUUUGAUAUUUUACGCUAAUGUGUUCAUCAUUUCACACAUAAGUCGCUCCUGAGUAUAAGUCGCACCCCCGGCCAAACUAUGAAAAAAAACUGCCACUUAUAGUCCGAAAAAUACGGUACCUAUUUUGCUCAUUUGGCGUAUUCAUUGCAGACGCGUCACAUUUUCUUGUCCCUUCGUCAACAAACACUGAGCGUCAUGUAGCGGUAUUGCUAAGUGCUAAACAAGAAAUACAAACAAAAUAAAACAGUCACUUACUGUACAAUGUCUGCUCGCACUGACGGGAUGUUUAUAUCUUCCCGUUUAGAUGAAGAAUUAAUCAUAAAUUAUCAUUUAAAAAAAAUAUGUGCCGGAAAGUCAAACUUGACCAACUUCCUGCUUUAUGGCCACAACCUUCUUCUACACGAGUAAAAUGUUUUAUAAUCUAGAAUUACCUUUCACCAACUCCGAGGCAAUGCAGCAGCUCGCCGGCUCACUAAAGCAGCAUAAGCUAGUUAGCUCUCUGUGAUCACAGCUUAUAAAACAAACAGUGCUAAUACUUGGCUACUAUGACAUGUAAAUGAGUAUUGUUGGCGCUUUUUGGAUGUUUUUUAGAGGGCUUGAGAGUACUCCCGUUAGCUGCAUUGUUAGCCCCCUCGUACUUGCAUAAAAAAGAAAAAUGCGUUCCUGUCCUACAUAGGGAUUGAGAAUUCUCAGCACAAUUCCAAAAAAAAGUGCAGUUCCCCUCCAACGUUCACUUUUUAUAUAAUGGCCGCUCCAUCACUGCAAUGACCUUAAAUAAGACAACCUACCACUCCAUUGUCUCAUUGAUAUGUUGCCUUACUUGGGGGGGAAAUAUCUUGUACAGAAAAGACAAAAAAAAGUCCUCCACCUUGUUGCCAGUGUAGAGUUUUGUAUGCAUCCCCCUGCAAAGUGCAUGAAACUACACGCUGUCGCUCGGUCCUGCCCCACCCGUCACCCGAGUGGCGGACAAAAGGAGAAGUUACAGUCCUAAGUGAUGCUGUAAUUUACUGUGAACCACAAAAGUGAGACUUGUGCUUCCUCGGGAGUCUUUUGUUUACAUCGCUUUUCUUUUUAAACAACAACAAAAUGACAAUAAAGAUAUAUUCUAUUCUAUUCUAUUCAACAAACUGCAUUCCAUCUCGCUUGGUUUUGCUGACGUAAAAAAUGCCGUGUAUGAGCUCGUUAGACUUGAGGUCUUCCACACACACACACACACACACACACACACACACACACACACACACACACACACACACACACGCACACGCACACGCACGUACACACACACACACACACACACACACACACACACACACACACACACACACACACACACACACACACACACACACACGCACGUACACACACACACACACACACACACACACACACACACACACACACACACACACACACACACACACACACACACACACACACGUACACACACACACCUCUUUAGCCAGAUGCAGCCAUCAGGCCGCUGGGGUCGUGACUCACUAUUUUGCUGCAGAGGAAUGAAAGAAAGAACAUGUUGCAAAGUUCUGUGUGAUGACCUGCAUACAGCCAAAGCAUGUGACAUGUUGCUUGAAUUCAUUUGAAGACUUGCCUGUCCACAUCUCCACAGUGGCCUGGUACACACACGUGUAUAUAAAUAUAUACAAAGAAAGUAUGAUGACCCAGUGCCCAUGUCAGGGAUGUAUUGAAAUGCAUACAGUAGAUGAUUAUAUUCGAAGAUGUGUACAAAAUACCACUGAUGUCAUUUUGUUCUUUUUUUUUUUAAUUGCUUUUUUUGUGUUGAAAGAGUUGUAUAAAAUUAUUAAACGUAUUAAACUUUGCAAGCAGUACCAUA
Molecule: messenger RNA, 8849 nt
Organism: Entelurus aequoreus (snake pipefish)
Lineage: Eukaryota; Metazoa; Chordata; Actinopteri; Syngnathiformes; Syngnathidae
Gene: ube2o
Product: ubiquitin-conjugating enzyme E2O
Exons: 23
Coding region: 265-4359 (1364 amino acids)
Source: RefSeq, a predicted model, not a curated record